This is a messenger RNA of Strongyloides ratti, 303 nucleotides long. RefSeq lists its product as hypothetical. Lineage: Eukaryota; Metazoa; Nematoda; Chromadorea; Rhabditida; Strongyloididae. The coding region runs from base 1 to 303 and encodes 100 amino acids. The record is from RefSeq and is a predicted model, not a curated record. The transcript has 2 exons.
AUGGCAUUUUAUAAUAAAUUACAAUGUUUUAUACUAAUUUGUUUCCUUAUAUUUGAAGGAAGUGGUUUCUUUUUUUUUCAAAGACCUGAAAUUAUUGAAAUUAAAAAUGGUAUUGGAAGACCAAAUUUGAUUAGGUUAAAAAAAAGUAUUGAUAUGAAAGAAUUUUGUAGUCAAGAUAAUGCUUUAGAUUGUUUAAUGCUUUCUGAAAUUACAGAUGUAAAGCAGUGUUUAAAUGUUAUUUGUAAAAAAUGUUACCAAACAAGUGACUAUAAAGAUAUUGCAAAAAUUUGCAAAUUUAUCUAA